Molecule: messenger RNA, 1691 nt
Organism: Solenopsis invicta (red fire ant)
Lineage: Eukaryota; Metazoa; Arthropoda; Insecta; Hymenoptera; Formicidae
Gene: Rpn13
Product: proteasomal ubiquitin receptor ADRM1-B
Exons: 5
Coding region: 20-1342 (440 amino acids)
Biological process (GO): ubiquitin-dependent protein catabolic process
Cellular component (GO): cytoplasm; nucleus; proteasome regulatory particle, lid subcomplex
Molecular function (GO): ubiquitin binding; proteasome binding; endopeptidase activator activity
Source: RefSeq, a predicted model, not a curated record
UUCGCGCCGCCAUCUUGAAAUGCAAUGUCAUCGGCGCGUCUGUGUCCUGUGCGUAAGUAAAGUGGGAGAGUCGGACGUGGUCGGUCGUUGGAAUUCGAGAUUUGUUCACGUUGCACACGGCAAUCUUUCUUUUACAUCGGCGAAAAUGUCGAGCGGUGCACUCUUCGGCAACAAUGCUUCGCGUGGGGCUUCGAAAAAUCUCGUGGAGUUCAAAGCUGGUAAAAUGACCGUGAAAGGAAAAAUGGUUUAUCCGGACACGCGGAAGGGCCAACUGUACGUCUACCAGUCCGACGACUCGCUGAUGCACUUCUGCUGGAAGGACCGCACGACUGGAGUGGUUGAGGAUGACUUGAUUAUCUUCCCUGACGAUUGCGAGUUUAAACAUGUUCCUCAAUGUAAAACUGGCAGAGUCUAUCUUCUAAGGUUCAAGUCGUCAAAUAAGAAGUUCUUCUUUUGGCUCCAGGAUCUCAAAACUGAUAAAGAUGAGGAGCACUGCAGAAAGAUCAAUGACGUACUUAACAAUCCACCAACUCCAGGUUCUCAGAGAAGCGGCGGUACCAACGCCGAGGGAGAUCUUCAGAAUUUGUUGAACAACAUGUCGCAGCAGCAGCUCAUACAAUUGUUUGGUGGUGUUGGUCAGAUUGGUGGUCUGGGCAGUUUAUUAGGUACAAUGAAUAGACCGCACAGUGUUCAAAGUACAAGGGCUUCCACUACGACCUCGUCCACUCCAGCCACUACGAAUGUGACUAGACCGCCCCAUUCGUUGACUCCUGGACCUAAUACGGAUUCAAAAUCUUCGAGUAAUAAUAAAUCGUCAACGAGAACGACAGCUCCGUCCACGCCAGCCGCGACGGCAGCGGCUCCAAGUAAUAGAAUACAGCUUAGCGAUUUGCAGAACUUUUUGUCGGAAAUUCCGACACCGUCUCGAACGGAACCUGCUGUACAGAGGGGCGUAGCAACAGAGCUGACCAACGCUAUCCCGGCGGCGAUCUCUACGACGGAGAGCCUGGAGAGUGCUAUGAACGUGCACUUGCCAGCCGGGGACAACCUCUCUACCACGCUAUCAUCUCCCCAGUUCUCCCAGGCGCUAUCAAUGUUCUGGUCUGCUUUGCAGUCGGGCCAGGCGGGCCCAGUCGUCCGUCAAUUCGGCUUGGGAGCGGACGCCGUCAAUGCCGCGGCCAGUGGAAACAUCGAAGAAUUCGUCGGCGCGUUGGAGUCCGAAGCGAAGAACGGUCAGGGACAGCAAGCGCAACAAGGACAAGACGACAAGAAUAAGAAGCAAUCAUCGGCCGCUAGUCCUGAUAAGAAAGACGAUGACGACGAAGGCAUGGCUUUAGACUAAGGAUGAGAUUUGUACGCGUCUCUUCAUUUCGGACGUUUCCUUUUUCUAUUUAGAAACCAUGCGUUGCAUAUUAUGUUACAAUGAAUCUACGUACGCAAUAAAAAAUCUCAAUGAACAGUCUUCUUUGGAAUAAUUUAUACAUACAUAUAUAUAUAUACAUAUAAUUUCGGUGACAUAAACGUUUCUUUCAAAGUGUCUUCGGUGACAUAAACGUUUCUUUCGAGAAUUCGCACUUGUACAUUUAACGAGAAAAUAGCAAACACGUUGAUUAAAUAGAAACAGGAAAAUUCGCUUGUCAAAAUUAUACAUAUGUAUGAAAAUUAAUAUAUUAAACAUUUUAUAUACAGUA